AUGGCACUUGCUCCCCGGUCGUCUCUGCGCUCCCUGGUGCUGCUCAUGUCGCACGGGAAGCCACGGCUGAGCUCUUUCUUCUCCUCGUCCUCCGCGGCCGGCACAGGCGUUCCGCCGGCCACCCCAGGAGCCGAUGCUCCGGCCGUCCAGCCCCCAGUUACUCCAUUGUGCUUUGCAGCUCCUUCAGGCCCCAAGCUCCCUGUCGAGGAAGAGUUUGUUCUUCACCCAAUUCCUGGGGUUCUACGUCCACGUCCGUGUCCGCACCCACCUGGAGCCGUUGAAGAUGUAACCGACAAGGCUUGUCUGAACGCCCCUGAAGAUCCUAGCAGUGCACCUGAUCAGGGUUCAUCUAGCACACCUGAACCUGUAUCUGACAAGCCUCCCUGGGAUAUCUCUGAAGAUCCUGGACACCCGGUUCUUGAUCCACCACCUCCACGUCCACCUCGCAGGGGGCGUCGCGCUGUGACCGACGAGCCUGCGCGUUGCGCCCAGGAGCAUCCCAAGUACCCAGUUCCCGACUGUUCAAGUGACAAGGUCUUCUCCUACUGCUCCUCCGCCGUUCCGCCGCCGGCUCCAGGAACUUGCACCCCGGCUGCCCCCGACGUUCAGCCUCCAGUCACCCCAGCUCUGCCAGAUCGUUCAGGCCACAAGCUCCCCGAUCACGAAGAGUUAGUUGUUCACCCACUUCCUGAUCCAUCAGGUAACAGGCUUAGCCCUGUAAUCGAAGAGCCUGCCCGGUGCACCCUGGACAACCCCAAAUACCCAACUCCCGGCAGUUCAAGCCACAAGCUCCCUGCUCACGAAGAGCUCGUUAUACACCCACUUCCUGGGGGUCCACGUCCGCGUCCACGUCCACGUCCACGUGGAGCCGUUAAAGAUGUAACCGACAAGGCUUGUCUAAACGCCCCCGAAGAUCCUACAUACCCAACUCCUGAUCAUGGUUCAUCUAGCCCGUCUGUGGACUUGUUGGAAGACCCUCUACAUCCGGUGCGUGAUCCACCAGGUAGGCCGUAA
Molecule: messenger RNA, 1014 nt
Organism: Triticum turgidum subsp. durum (durum wheat)
Lineage: Eukaryota; Viridiplantae; Streptophyta; Magnoliopsida; Poales; Poaceae
Source: the annotation of a GenBank genome assembly